Molecule: messenger RNA, 1129 nt
Organism: Cydia strobilella
Lineage: Eukaryota; Metazoa; Arthropoda; Insecta; Lepidoptera; Tortricidae
Gene: serpin-33
Product: serine protease inhibitor 3/4-like
Exons: 7
Coding region: 173-1129 (318 amino acids)
Molecular function (GO): serine-type endopeptidase inhibitor activity
Source: RefSeq, a predicted model, not a curated record
UUUAAGAGACAGAAUAGGUAAAAAUACAGUGGUAUCAUCGUUUGCUUUUCGGCUACCUCUUUGCAAACUUGCAGCAGCUGCUUCAGCUACCACUAGACACGAAAUUAUAUCGAUACUGGAUAUCCACGCACUCAGCGAGACAAAAACCUGUUACUCGAGCUUGUUUCCCGCUAUGUCACCCGUAUUGGAGACAGAUUUAACCAUGCUGAAUAAGAUCUACGUAAACUACACAGAUGACAUAGACGAUGAUUUUAUACUGGGCUCCCAGGCUUAUGGCAUAACGGUGUCUAAGAUAGGUUACAAUUAUCGAAGAGAUGCUGUUGCUUACGUUAAUCGAGAAUUCAGUUCCAAAACAUACAUGCGUAUACAAGAUAUCCUGGACUUAAACGAUAUCGACGAAAACUCUUCUAUAUUGAUUGUUAAUGGAUUUCAUUAUAAGGGCACCUGGGAAUCCCCCUUCGAGCAUUCUUCAACAAAAAGCAAGCAAUUCCGCAGUGGAAAAAAAAAUAUAAAUAUAGAAAUGAUGCAAAAAAUGACACAAAGUUUGUUCUUGAGCGAUCCAAAUGCUAAAUUUAAGGCUAUUUCCUUACAUCUAUCUCAAUUUGAUAUGGUCAUGACGUUCCUGUUACCAUACCGCAAUUCGAGCAUUAUCGAGCUUCUAAACACUAUGUCAAAAAAUCCAAACUUUAUUGAGAUAUUGAAUAAGAGAAUGCAAUGGAAAGUCGUUAACGUUGCUCUUCCGAAAUUUAAAAUAAAAACGUGCUUGGAUUGGACGCCUUAUUUAAAGCAGAUCGGUCUUAACCUGACAACUCAUAUGGAAAACACUGGUCUGAAUGGUAUCUUGACAGAUGAAGAUGCUGGACCCGAUAUGUACGUUAGUAAGGCGAAACAAAAAGUUUUCGUAGAAAUCGACGAAAGUCCCAGGUGGAAUAAGCCAGUGGGCUUUGCCGAAACGCCGCAAGUUAUACCGGAAUUAGAGCAACCAGAAUCGCCUCCCGUGCACCUGGAGGACUUCACAGUUGAUGGUCCGUUCUUCUUUACUGUCACUAUGACUGUCCGUCAAGCGAAGAGAAAAAUAGCAACAAAAAACUUUCAAGUGCUCAACGGAAUUUACUAUGGGCCGGAGUGA